AUGGAGAAGUGGGUUGGAAAAGUAGCUGUUGUAACUGGUGCAUCAGCUGGAAUUGGUGAAGCUAUAACAAAAGAUUUCGCCAAGUUAGGAAUAAACGUAAUUGGACUGGCAAGACGAAGUGAAAAAAUUGAGAAGUUUGCAAGUUCUCUCGGUGAAGUUUUAGGAAUUGUAUAUGCAAAAGCAUGUGAUGUGUCAGAUUUAAAAUCAGUAAAAGAAACUUUUAAGUGGAUUGAAGAAACAUUUGGGACAGUCAACAUUUUGAUUAACAAUGCUGGUGUUGGUUACGGUGUAAAAAUUCUUGAUGAGGGUGAUGAUGUAACAGAGAAAUUGACUGAAACCAUUGACACAAAUUUCACUGGAGUUAUAAAUUGUACAAGAGAAGCAGUGCGAUUGAUGAAACUUUCAGGAGAUUACGGAAUGGUCAUAAACAUCAAUGACAUUUGUGGGCAUUACUUACCAAGUUUCGAAGAAGAAUCCUUGAAUGUUUAUGCACCUACAAAAUUCGCUUUAACAGCACUUUCAGAAGUUUUAAGACGAGAAUUAAUUGAACAAGGCAAUGACUUAAUUAGAGUUUCUUCAAUCAAUCCUGGAACUGUCAAAACUGAAGAUAAUGAUGACCAAGACAUUGAGGAAUUGCCCCAUAUAAAGCCUGAAAUAAUUUCAGAUGGAGUUCAAUAUCUUCUCAAACAACCACCAAAUGUUAACAUUACUCAAUUGACCAUGCGACCAGUUGGUGAAAAAUUUUGA
This is a messenger RNA of Clunio marinus, 747 nucleotides long. The record is from the annotation of a GenBank genome assembly. Lineage: Eukaryota; Metazoa; Arthropoda; Insecta; Diptera; Chironomidae.